GGCGCUGACGCAAAUAUUGUUAUUUCGGUGUUUAUUUCGUAUUACGUGUUUCCUAUUUUACCAUCAAUUGUUUUUAUUGUUAACAAUUUUUUUUUGUGAAUAAAAAUUCAAAUGGAUCGUUGGCUUAACAAAUCAAGAAAUACAGUGGGAUCAUCCUCAUCAGAUGCAAAUGAAAAUAUAUGUAUCACACCGACUAAUAGUGCGAGUUUAAAAAGAGUAAAUAGUCCACCUAACAAUCUGAUACAGCGACAUCUGACACUACAAUGGAGCGAAGGCAAUGGUUGGAAAAACUGCUGGCGUGGUUUCGCGAAUUAAAGAAGUAACAAACAACUGUAGUAAUAGUCAUUGCAUUUUUCAUCGUCAAGCACUUGCUAUUAAAAAGAUGCCAAUACCUCUUAAAAAUGUACUUAAUGAGGCAGUGAAGAUUAUAAAUUUCGUAAAAUCUCGACCAUUGAGCACAAGACUGUUCACAAUUUUGUGUGAAGAUAUGGGAAGUAUGCACAAAUCACUACUUUACCAUACCGAAGUAAGAUGGCUUUCUCGGAGGAAAACACUUGUACGCUUACUCGAAUUGCGCAAUGAAUUGUACGUUUUUUUCACCGAUCACCCAUUUAAUUUACAGCUCAGACUUACUGAUAAAAUGUGGUUAUUUCGACUUAGUUACUUGGCUGAUAUUUUCACAAAAUUAAAUGAAAUGAACUUAUCAAUACAAGGUAAAAUGACCACUGUUUUCACGGCAAAUGACAAAAUUCGAGCUUUAAAAAAAAAAAUUAAAUUUUGGGCUGUGUGUUUUUCUCAACAUAAAAUUGAUAGUUUUCCUUUGUUAAAGGAAUAUUUAGAAUCGAUUGAUGGUAAUAUUGAAGAUUUUGAUAAAAUAUAUGGCGAAAUUGAACAACAUUUAAAUGAAAUAUUAUCGUCAUUAGAAAAAUAUUUUCCAGAAAGUAAAGAUAUAGAAUUUAUCCAACGAUAUAAUUAGGUUAAAAAUCCGUUUUUAAUCAACGAUAAGCCCGAAGAUUUAUCUAUAACGGAGUAUGAAGAAUUUAUUGAAAUAACCACCGGAUUCAUCCAUAAAAACUUUAUUUGAUAAAAUAUCAUUAACAGAUUUUUGGUGCAGUAGCAGUAUUACUAACGAAUAUCAAUCUCUGGCUAAAAAAGCUAUCUCAGCACUUCUUCCUUUCGCAACAACAUAUCUAUGUGAAACCUGAUUUUCAUCAUAUGCAUCAAUGAAAACCAAAUAUCGUAAUAAAUUGGAUGCUGAAGCAGAUAUGCGCAUUCAACUCUCGCCUAUCAAGCCAAAUAUAAAAAUACUGGUCAAUAAAAAAAGCCAACAUCAUGGAUCACAUUAAUAAAUA
Sipha flava (yellow sugarcane aphid) is the source of this 1352-nucleotide messenger RNA. Its product is annotated as zinc finger BED domain-containing protein 5-like. The record is from RefSeq and is a predicted model, not a curated record. The transcript has 2 exons. Lineage: Eukaryota; Metazoa; Arthropoda; Insecta; Hemiptera; Aphididae. The coding region runs from base 278 to 976 and encodes 232 amino acids.